UGCCGCAGCCUCCAUGGCGACCCUCGAUCCCUCCCUCCGCCGCAGUGCAGACACCAUCUUCCGCACCGGAUUCCAUCUCUCCGCCGCACUCCUCUCCCUCCUCUGCCUAUCCUCACCGAAACACACCCUAGUCUCCACUCGAUCCUUGCUUCUUCACCGACCCAUUAUCUCAUCCAAACAGCCACUCUCUUCCUCACCGUGGAUCUGAACCUCAGCCCCAAAGCCUCCUGAGCACCAACAGCUUGAAGAAACAGUAAGAGCACCAGACUAUAACCGGAAAAAUCUUAGCCGUCGAAAGCAUAAAGUAAAAUCGGAGAAAUUAAAGUGGAAUCGAACAGGGAAGAGAGUUUGGGUCACGGAUCCCUAAUGAAUGAGGGUGAGACUGAAGAAUCCAAGCAGAACCAAAUGAUCGAAGAAGGCGGGAGAAGAGCUGGAAACAGAAGAGAUCCGAAGGAGGAUCCGGUAUCAUUUUCUCAACCCUCCCCAAAAAUGCUCAAUUCUCAAACUUAAUGUGUAUUGAUAUGAUUUGUAUUUGUUAUUCUUUCAUUGAAUUCUUGAAUCUGAGCAUGGUGCAUUACUGCACUUGAAUAAGUAUAAAUCAAAUGUGCAGAGUUUUUAUUGCCAUGAAAUUAGGAUUUGGAUUGGAUUUCUUUUUUUCUCAAAAGAAAAUGCUACAAUGUCCGAUGGCAUAGUAAGCUUAUAACAUAAACAUAAUGUGUAUGUUUGAUGUCAUCUGCAAAUAACCUAAGCAGCUCAAU
This is a messenger RNA of Rubroshorea leprosula, 758 nucleotides long. NCBI's taxonomy places the organism in Eukaryota, Viridiplantae, Streptophyta, Magnoliopsida, Malvales, Dipterocarpaceae. The record is from the annotation of a GenBank genome assembly.